Molecule: messenger RNA, 753 nt
Organism: Puccinia triticina
Lineage: Eukaryota; Fungi; Basidiomycota; Pucciniomycetes; Pucciniales; Pucciniaceae
Exons: 4
Coding region: 1-753 (250 amino acids)
Biological process (GO): cytoplasmic translation; ribosomal large subunit assembly
Cellular component (GO): ribosome; cytosolic large ribosomal subunit
Molecular function (GO): structural constituent of ribosome; RNA binding
Source: RefSeq, a predicted model, not a curated record
AUGGCUGUCACCACCAAGAAGACCACCCCGCGAAACCGGGCCAUCGGACCCCACGUCAACCGACUCAGCAAGUCGCAGUUGUACUCGAAGAAGGCCCUCUACAAACGCCCUCACAAGCCGAUCCCGAGUACCAAAGCCCCCGAGGUCGACUACACCGCCACCAAGACUGUCAAGGUUGGUGGUGCCAAGAAUGGCGGCGAGCGUCUCGUCCCCGUGCACAAGGCACCCCGAUUUUACCCCACGGAAGUCGAAUCUAAGCCGAAGAAGCCUCGCAAAGCCCACCGUGCCCCAGGUCUACGCUCCACAUUGACUCCUGGUACCGUUGUCAUCAUCCUCGCCGGUCGCUUCCGUGGCAAGCGUGCCGUAUUCCUGAAACAACUCGAAAGUGGUCUCCUCAUGGUUUCUGGCCCAUUCAAGGUCAACGGCGUCCCGCUACGACGUGUCAACCAGGCUUACGUUAUCGCCACUCAAACCAAGGUCGACAUUUCAAGCUUGAAGCUUGAUGAAAAGUUUAAUGACGCAUACUUCGCCAAGGAGAAGAAGACACGAGACCAAAGAGCCAAAGCCAAGGAAUUCUUUGCUGAGAACGGUGAGCGGGAAAAGAAGAAAUGUCCCGAUAGCCGAAUUGCCGACCAAAAAACCGUCGACAAAUCACUCAUUACUGCCAUCGCGCAAACCCCCGUUCUUGCCAAGUACUUGGCCACUCCUUUUAGCUUGUCUAACGGCGAUUUCCCUCACCGCAUGAAAUUUUAA